Messenger RNA from Staurois parvus, 474 nucleotides. NCBI's taxonomy places the organism in Eukaryota, Metazoa, Chordata, Amphibia, Anura, Ranidae. The record is from the annotation of a GenBank genome assembly.
AUGGGCCCCUGUACCGCCUCCUCAUGCUGCUGCCAGGCCCGUAAUCUGUCAUGGGCCCCUGUACCGCCUCCUCAUGCUGCUGCCAGGUCCAGAGUGUGUCAUGGGUCCCUGUACGGCCUCCCAUUGCUGCUGUCUCCAACGCCACACUCUGCCAUGUGCCACUUUCAGGUCUCCUCACAACUGCUGGUGAGUUCCAUUUUGUCAUAGGGUGCUGGCAGAUUACGGGCCUCCCAUUGCUGCUGCCAGGCCCGUAAUCUGCCAUGGGCCCCCGUACCGACUCCUCAUGCUGCUGCCCAGGCCCGUAAUCUGUCAUGGGCCCCUGUACCGCCUCCUCAUGCUGCUGCCAGUUCCAGAGUGUGUCAUGGGUCCCUGUACGGCCUCCCAUUGCUGCUGUCUCCAUCGCCACACUCUGCCAUGUGCCACUUUCAGGUCUCCUCACACUGCUGGUGGGUUCCAUUUUGUCAUAGGGUGCUG